UUCUUAAUUUUCUCCACUUGUUUCUUUCAUCCCUUACCUCUAGCCCUUGAUCUCCUUGUGACUACUGUUCUUCACUUUGUAAGGUGCAACCACGGGCGUCAUGGGGGAGAGCAUAAAUUUGCCUCCUGGUUUUAGAUUCCACCCCAAAGACGAGGAGAUCAUCACCCACUACCUCAUCCCCAAAAUCAUCAACCCUAGCUUCACUGCAACAGCCAUAGGCGAUGUUGACUUCAACAAGUGUGAACCGUGGCACCUUCCAGGCAAGUCAAAGAUGCAAGGGGAGAAGGAGAUGUACUUCUUCUUCCAAAAGGACAGGAAGUACCCGACAGGAACGAGGGCCAACAGGGCCACGGAAUCCGGUUACUGGAAAGCCACGGGAAAAGACAAGGAAAUUUACAAGGCCAAAACUACUGCCCUCGUCGGCAUGAAGAAGACCCUCGUCUUCUACAAGGGAAGAGCUCCUCGAGGCCAAAAGACCAACUGGGUGAUGCAUGAGUUCCGGCAUGCGCAGGAGGGAAAGCAUCAUUCCCUUCCCAACCUUCCAAGAUCUGCAAAGGAUGAAUGGGUAGUGUGUAGGGUUGUACACAAAACCAUAGGGCUGAAGAGAUCUAGUACUCCACCAACUGAAGAUGGCCAUCUCAUGGACAGUAUUACCACCUCGUCUCCUCUUAUGGACACCAAAGGUGUUGAUAUGAUUCCUCCUCCUCCUAUGAAUCAACACCAGAACUUCAGUUACAACAACAGUUAUCACACAGUACUGACAAUGGCGAACCUCUUCAAAGAUGAGGCAUUACUAAGGUCAUCUGCAAACGCAAUGUAUCACAACAACGAUAUCUCUUCUGUUGUGUCCUUGAAGCUCUAUGACCAUGACUUUGAUGAGCCAUGGACAACAAGUACUACUCAUGGGUUUUGAUUAGUAUUGUAGAUGAAUGAAUACAGGAAGAAGUUGAGAAUGGUAAUUUAUUUAUGUGAUUAAUUGCUUGGCUGCAUUA
This is a messenger RNA of Zingiber officinale, 992 nucleotides long. Its product is annotated as NAC domain-containing protein 87-like. Bases 101 to 913 code for a protein of 270 amino acids. Gene Ontology annotation, biological process: regulation of DNA-templated transcription. The record is from RefSeq and is a predicted model, not a curated record. The transcript is spliced from 3 exons. Lineage: Eukaryota; Viridiplantae; Streptophyta; Magnoliopsida; Zingiberales; Zingiberaceae. Gene Ontology annotation, molecular function: DNA binding.